Messenger RNA from Cryptomeria japonica (Japanese cedar), 3682 nucleotides. RefSeq names its product IQ domain-containing protein IQM5. Gene Ontology annotation, molecular function: protein binding. The transcript has 10 exons. The record is from RefSeq and is a predicted model, not a curated record. Bases 1525 to 3462 code for a protein of 645 amino acids. NCBI's taxonomy places the organism in Eukaryota, Viridiplantae, Streptophyta, Pinopsida, Cupressales, Cupressaceae.
AAUAAUUAUUAUGAAUGUCACAAAUCAAUCAACGCUGAUGGGUUUGAAAGCCCACCCUCUACCGACUCUACACCCCAAGGAUAUCCUCCUGCCAUGAUUCCAGACACGAAAAUGGACAUCUCCUCCGUCAUCACAUCCCAUGCAAAAUCGCACUUUGCAGCAAUUUUCACCCCUUUCAAAUCAAAGACCCGAGUCACAGGUGGGUGAACAGAACAGAAUCUCUCCAAUGUCAAACACCUCUACUUUUGGCCACAAAAACAGGGGCGUUACUCAUACCAAAUUGCUCAACGGCAAAGACGCGUUAUAAUAAAUGCCUAAAAUAUGAAGCCCAGAAGAGCCUGAACCUCAUAUCCCAACCACUGCCAGCCAAAUGGUUAGUGGGUCUCUGCCAUUGAGAGGGAACCCGCUGGCAUGGACAACUUAGACCACCUUUAAUUGUAGUGGAUGGGGAAGCACCGUCACGUUUAGUCUGCCUGAGGUGACCACUGGCCAGCAAGCCAUGGAUCGAAUCUCCAUACAUGCUUUGGCGGCGCUUCCGACCGCCCACUUCCAUUUUUUUCCUUACGCGGCGAAGCUUCUGGGAAAGAGGCGUGAGCCCAUCGGUGGGCCCACGAUCCCGUACUUGUGCGUUCUCACUCAAUUGUUUAAUUUUACCCCCGAUUCGCGGGAGUUUCUAUGCACCUCCGAUCUGUAACAUUUUGCCCUAACAAGUUAGACCGACUUGCUUCCCGACGUUUUCGCUUGUGCAAUUUAGGGCAAGACCCCAAAUGCUAAUCCUCCUUGCCGUAAUGCUGGGGUUGUCUUUUUUGGAAGUAAUUUGAAUCUACUGUCAAUUUAAUAUAAUAAUCCGCGGCAAGGGGUUGACUAUGGAUUUUCUCAAACGUUUUGUAGCUUCCUCUCCACGCCAUGCAAGUGGGGUUGAAUUCUUCAUAGAGAACAUUUUGUUGAAUUCCUCAGGAUGGUGCGAGUGCAUGGAAAGAAACAUUCUUACCAUCCUUCAGCUCUGUAGAUUGACUGUAUCCCUGAUCCUUCACCAUUGAUUUUGAAUUGUUACUGGGGUUAAAGAACAGAUGAUAUCUGAUAACUAACCAUCUGGUCAUAAAAGUGAACAAUGUAGCUAUUCUGUGGUAACAUACAACUGAAGAUGUCGUAUACAAGGUAAACCACGUGGUGCAUCUAGUCUUCGAUGUGCUGUAGCCUGUCUCUGUCCCCACAAUAUUUUUAAAGAUACAAGCCCUUUUAUCUCUCGCAUAAGUUGUUUGGCAUUGUCAUAUAAAUAUCUACGGAUAUAUUCUGCUGCCUACACAUCGGCAGAAAGCGCAUGUUCUGAAUUUGGGUUUUGGGGAUCUCUCAGUACAAGCAAAGGACUGCAAAAGUUAAGAAAUCAGAUAGAUAAUCGAGCACACUUAUUGAGCAGGUAAAGAGGUUUUACUACAUUCACUUUGACCAAGUCAGAAGACAUAAGUCGUCACCAUAAACAUUUUCUCAUUCCCACUGAACUGGAGGAAACUUCCUUGCAGUUGGAUGGGUGUUCCACUUUUCUUACGCGAGGAAAGCCAAACAUUGCUUGCAGGUGCAGGUGGAAAACAUGUAUCAGAUACCUGCACAGAAAAACUUGCUGAACUAGCUGCAUUGGGAUCCAUUAGUUUCAAAGCCAAACGUUUACGAAGAAUGACAGCUAGAUCCACUAGUUUUAAUGGCAGGGAUCUGGAAAUAAAUGCAUCUGGGUCCAUGAGUUUCAAGGGAAGAAAAAGAGAAACUGAUCUCCGGCGGUCCAGUAGUUUCAAAUGCAAAAACAUAGAAACAGCUUCAGAGGAUUGUAUCAAUUUUAAAGACGAAGAGUUACCAAUUCCUACCCAAGGAACAAUUAGUCCCAGAGCCAGUUAUUCGGAAUCAGCAUCAUCGAGUUCAAUAAGUUCUAAGAAAAUGAGUUUGGAGAGUUCCCCAUUGGGAUCAGAUAGCUAUAAAGAGGAAGCAGCUGCACUCAAAUUGCAGAAAGUUUAUAAAAGUUACCGCACAAGACGGAGUCUUGCAGAUUGUGCUGUAUACAUCGAGGAACUCUGGUGGCAAGCUAUCGACUUUGCUAUCGACUUUGUGACUCUCGAGCGGAAUACUGUUUCAUUUUUUGAUAUUGGGAAACCAGAGACAGCAGUUUCCCGAUGGUCACGAGCAAGCAUAAAGGCAGCAAAGGUUGGAAAGGGUUUGUCUAAGGAUGAAAAGGCUCGCAAACUAGCUUUACAGCACUGGCUUGAGGCUAUUGACCCACGACACCGUUAUGGACACAAUUUGCAUUUCUAUUAUGACGCAUGGUUUAAAAAUGACACAGCACAACCCUUUUUCUAUUGGCUGGAUGUUGGAGAUGGUAGGGAUCUCAAUCUUGAACGUUGUUCAAGGGCGAAGUUGCAGCAACAAUGCAUAAAAUAUCUUGGCCCUAAAGAGAGAGAGCAUUAUGAAGUUAUAGUUGAAGACGGAAAAUUUGUAUACAAAUAUAGUGGUCAUCUGGUUGACACAUCAAAAGGAUCUAAGGGAUCAAAGUGGAUAUUUGUAUUGAGCACAUUAAGAAAGCUCUAUGUUGGCCAGAAAAAGAAGGGCACAUUUCAACAUUCUAGCUUCUUAGCAGGAGGCGCAACAUCUGCGGCUGGAAGAUUGAUUGUACAUGAAGGCAUCCUAAAGUCAAUUUGGCCUUAUAGUGGGCAUUAUCUCCCAACUGAAGAAAACUUCAAAGAAUUUAUCAACUUUCUGGAGGAAAAUAGCAUAGACCACACCAAUGUGCAGAAGGAUCCACCUAAUGAAGAUGAAAUGUCUGUUGAUGCUGAAGAGAACUUGAUCACUGGUAGCGAACCCAACUCAGAAGCAGAAAGAGAUGAGCAGCAUUUGGUUGAAAAGUUCGGAAAACUUGAUUCACAGAAGGAAUUUAAAUGCGCUUCUACUUUGGUGAAAGAAUCAGAAGCUUUCUGGCCUUCCUUUAGAAGGAUCGAAACAGACGAAAUUUGCACUAGGUUUACACCUGAUGGGUUUAAGGAUUCAAACGACAAAAUGUUUUCUAAUGACUCUGAUGAAAACAUGCUUCUUCAAGAAGGGAUUGUACUUGAGAAGAGAGAUAGCAGUGCUCAAGAGGCACAUAAAAGUGCAGGCUGCCAAGAUAAUCAAGAGGUGUGCUACAAAAGGAGUUUGUCAGAUAAAAACCUUGUAGAUACUAGAACAGAGGUGCCUCAGAAAUCACUACUCCAAAGGCUUCACUCCAAAAAAUCCUUACAAUCUUAUCAGCUCGGAAAACAACUCUCUCUCAAAUGGUCAACUGGUGCAGGUCCACGAAUAGGCUGUGUUGCAGACUACCCUUCAGAACUACGUGUCAUGGCUCUGGAAAAAGUACAUCUAUCCCCAAGGUAUAGGUCAACCAACAGUCCAAGGGAGUUUCUGGACUCUCCAAGGAAGUCCACAUCCCCAAAAAAUUCCUCGUAGGCUCAGCUUCCCUGACAAUAUUCUUUUAUUUAUAGCAUUCUUUAAAGGACCAAAUCCUAACCCUAUUUUUUCAUAUUAUUUUUCUUAAUCCCCCAAAAAUUUGUCAUCAGAAUUCCUUUGUAUCUUCAGUGUAAUUAAAAGCGAUAAAACUAAUCAAGGGGCACCAAAUUUUCAUGUAAUUCAUUUCCUCAAUUGUUGUUUAUGUUCAAUAAGAUUAACU